Messenger RNA from Hypanus sabinus (Atlantic stingray), 5682 nucleotides. RefSeq names its product zinc finger and BTB domain-containing protein 44-like. The record is from RefSeq and is a predicted model, not a curated record. Lineage: Eukaryota; Metazoa; Chordata; Chondrichthyes; Myliobatiformes; Dasyatidae. Gene Ontology annotation, molecular function: protein binding; DNA-binding transcription factor activity, RNA polymerase II-specific; RNA polymerase II cis-regulatory region sequence-specific DNA binding. Gene Ontology annotation, biological process: positive regulation of gene expression; regulation of transcription by RNA polymerase II. The transcript is spliced from 6 exons. The coding region runs from base 157 to 2025 and encodes 622 amino acids.
GGCGCGCGGGGCAGGCCGGGAACAAAACAAACGCCAGCGCGGAGCGGCGGCGGCGGUGGCGCCGGGAUUGGGAGCUGCCGUCACCUCAACUCAACUCCCCUUUCCCUUCCCCUCACACACGGUGCUCCAACGUUUUGAACGCAGUGAGGAACAAUAAUGGGUCUAAAAACUUUCACACACAACUCUCCAGUCCACAGUCAGGAGCUUCUGGGAAAGUUAAAUAAAUUACGCAACGAAGGGCAUUUCUGCGAUGUGACAAUUCGGGUCCAAGACAAGGUCUUCAGGGCCCACAAAGUGGUCCUUGCUGCUUGCAGUGAAUUCUUCAGGGCAAAACUUGUAAACCAAUCGGAUGCAGAUGAGUGCAUUUUGGAUUUGAAUCAUGUAACUGUCAGUGGAUUUUCUCCAUUGCUGGAGUACGCAUAUACAGCUACACUUGCCAUAAACACAGAGAACAUUAUUGAUGUCUUGGCUGCUGCUAGCUAUAUGCAGAUGUUCCAUGUAGCCAACACCUGUUCAGAGUUCAUGAAAUCAAGUAUCCUGUGGAAUACAAGCAGUAAUCCGCCAGGACCUGUUCCUUCACUUCCUCAAGAGAACAGUAGUGCUUGCAUCGUUCAGUCUCACGAUGACAGUCUGUCUCCAGUAUCUUCAGAAUGCAGUUCUGUUGAGAAAAGUAAGCCCAGGGAAUCUCGCCGAAAACGGAAGAACUUCAUUAUGAUGUCUCCGGAGAGUCCCACUGAAUCUGCUGCGCAGCCCAAUUGUUCUCAAGUUGUGAACCCCUCGGUGGCUUUCUCAGACAAUAGGACCCAGCAAUCUGUGGACUCAUCGCUGUCAUUUCAGUGGACGCACCCUGUGGGUGCUGAGCGUCGGACUCUCAGCGAAAAAGCAAAGUCAACGGAAAGUGUGAGGGUCGUGGAACAGCCCCUAAACACUGAGGUGACGGGGCGGGUGCCCGAGUACACCGCCUGUGAAAGUACAAAAGCAACGUCACCUCCUAUACUAGAAGAUGAUGUGAGGAUCAAAGUUGAAAGGUUGAGUGAUGAUGAAGGCCAUGACCUUGUAUCACAACCUGUCAGUGCAUCACAGAGUUCACUUAGUGACCAUCAAACUGUACCAGGAAGUGAGCAGGCUCAGGAGGAUUUAUUGAUUAGUCCCCAGUCAUCUUCUAUUGGUUCAGUAGAUGAAGGAGUUACAGAAGGGCUACCAACACUUCAAGGCACUUCCAAUGCCAAUAAUCACCCAGAUGAUGAUGAUAGGCUAGAGAGUGGGCAGUAUUCCUACCAGCUCUACAUAAACCCUUCCACAAGUGGCACAGAAAGACCCAGUCCAAAUGGUCCUAAUAAGCCUUUUCAGUGUCCUACAUGUGGUGCUAGGUUCACACGCAUCCAGAACCUCAAACAGCAUAUGCUUAUUCACUCAGGUAUAAAGCCCUUUCAGUGCGACAGAUGUGGGAAAAAGUUCACAAGAGCAUACUCCUUAAAGAUGCAUCGUCUGAAGCAUGAAGGCAAGCGAUGUUUCCGAUGCCAGAUUUGCAGUGCAACAUUUACUUCCUUUGGGGAAUAUAAACACCAUAUGCGAGUUUCAAGACACAUUAUCCGAAAGCCAAGGAUCUACGAGUGCAAAACAUGUGGAGCUAUGUUUACUAAUUCUGGAAACCUAAUUGUGCACCUGAGGAGCCUGAACCAUGAAGCAUCUGAAUUAGCUUCCUAUUUCCAGAGCAGUGACUUCAUAGUGCCAGACUACCUGAAACAGGAGCAAGAAGAAGCCCUCGCUCAUUAUGACAUUGGAGACAGUAGUUUUGAUAACAAUUCAGCAGUGCAAAUGCCUGUCAUCUCACAGGUAUCCUCCACACAGAACUGCGACAGCGCAUUUCCCCUUGGGCACUUGGCCGGACUCAUGAACAAAGAUGAUGAAAUAAUAGAAGAGCAGAAAACAAAUGGUUCCGAUGUAAAUGGAAUCCUUGGGGUAAGGGAAGAUCUGCAUAAGAGGGGUUCUCCAGAGGAAGGACCUCAUAUCCUUUAUAGCUAAAUUAAACCUGGUAGUUAAACUUCUGUUCUUUUGGAGAAAGUGCCUGGACCUGGGUCAAAUGAUUCUUGGAGCUUUUCUUCCAGACUCUGGACAUUUAUUUAAAAUAGGUCAACAUUACUUUAUUUGUUUAUCAAAGGUUUUGGACAAGUCCAUGGGCCUUUAGUAAAUUGCAAGCACAUUAAACCACACAUUUCUUAAUUCACACAGCUGUCAAGGACUUUGCAAGAAGCUGUGGUACAACUUUUGAACAAUAUGUAGAGAACUAUAUCCUCUGACAGUGUUUUACUUUAUACUUUAAAGCUGCCAAUAUUGGAUGCCUUGUCACAUUGGCAUCUGGGAACAUAUUUUAGAAUCAAAGUUUAAAAUGCUGCAUUGAUGGAUAACGAUCUCAUCAUGUCAUGAAAAAUAUCAGAUGUUUAAAUGCUCUCUGACAGAAAUAAUCUUAUGACAGGUGAAUUGAAUAUUCUCUUACAACUAAAUUAUGUUCACAGGGUAGGAAAUUUCAAAAUCUUUGCCAGAUUAUGGGAUUUUGUUUUCAGCAAAAAAGUAACUUUGUACAAUAAAAAUCUUUUUAUCAAUAUGAAUUCAAAGUUGGCAUUGUAAAUAGAAAUACUAGUCUGGAUAUCUUUUCAUGCACCCAAAUUAUGCCAUGUUUCCUUCGAUAAAGUCAGAUGAUCCUUAGUCACCUCGUAACACAUACAAGGGAAAGAAAGAGUUUAAAGAUAUGAGUUAUUUGUAUUUGCCUAGCUUUCUGAAGGCCCUUUUACUCUUGUGUUCCUGUUGGUGUUGUCACUGUUUAUUCCAGUUCAGGAAAGCAGAACUAUAUUCAGCAUAAGACACUAAGACAAUUGAUGUCUUUUGAGUAUAAGACUAAUGUAGAAUAGCUUCUUGGCCAAAUGGACUAGAAAUGAUGCAGUGAACCUUGAGGGGUCAGUCAGAAGUUUGUUUUGGAGCCAUUAAAUAUCUAAUUCUGGGCUGUUGCCACCAAAGUGUGAUCUUCUUGCAUUGACAUGAUUUAAAACUGGAAGUAUCUGGACGUUUUUCCAGUGCAUAUUUUACUAUUAAUCUGAAGUAAAAGUGAAUGCAUAUCUUCUUCAGAUAUGUUUAGCUACUUUUUAGUCUCUUGUAACUUGUGGAUGUACGUUGACAUUGACACCACAGUUGGUGGCACGUUAGUGAAGAGUAUAUUCAGGGAGCUUGUUUGCCUUGGCUGUUGUUCAAUCAGUAGUUUAUUGCAGACUUUUCUAAAACAAGUUUUUUGUGCUAACAGAUAACUCGUUUUAAGCUUAAAUGUUCAGACUUAGAUUUCUACAGCUGUUAAGUUUUUUUAACAAUCUACAAAAUUUGCUGUUUUGUGAAGUGUUCACCUUUUUAAAGGUAUUAAUUAAAAUUGUUGAUCCUUUUGUUAACCUGUGCAUAGGGUCAUGUAAUAUUUUGACAAUCUGAAGGCAUGCUGUGAUUGAUUAAGGCAUGUGUGUUUUAAUUUUUUUUUAUUUUUAGUAACUUCUGUAGUCUUGGUAUUCAGAAUAUUUAGAAAGUAGCAUUCCUGAGGGGAAAAAAAAGCACAGUUAACAUUGAUGGUUUAGGCUUAUUCAAAUAAAUGCAUUUUGUUAUACAUUGUCCUGACCAGCAAUACUGAAAAUACCUGCCUGGGUAGCAGCCAGAAUAACCUGUACUGUAAUAAACUUAAAAGUAUGCUGGAAAUGUAGAUGGAAGAGCCUCUACCCACUUAUUAAUAUUUGGAAUCUGCCUGAGUAUAAGUCUGAUCCAUGCAUUGAAUUCAUUGUUUUAACUCCUGUUGUUAAAAGUGAAUAGUUAAUCCAGUUUUUGUGGAAGACAAUUACUUGGUGGAAGGAUUUUGUAUACACAAAGUAUCAAAUACAUUAAUAUUCUUUAAUUGACUGUUCACCAUCCCCCAAUAUUUUGAUGAUUUCUUCCUUAAGAUAAUAAAAUUGAAGGGCUUUUAUGCAAUUUCAAAUAUACUCAAUGCCUUGAAUUUACUAAGGUCUCAUUGCUAUAUGAAUAAAAUGCUAAUAAGUGAGGGAUGGGUCUGAUGGGAAUAUCCUGAGAUAUGGAAUAGGAGGAGACAUUUCAGCUCAUUGAGUCUGUUGUGUGGAAAUAUGAAACUAAGUAGACCUGCCAGGUACAAGAGAUGGGUCUUGCACAACAGUGGAUUCACACCAUAAUAUCUGGGAAACCAGCACUGUAACAGUACUGUUUAGUGUUAUUUAAAUUUGAAAAUACCAAAUAUUAUUCUCUGUGUAGAGGCUUUUUAGUUUUGACUGCCAGUAUCUUUCUUGCAAGUCUAGCAGAAACUUACUGCAAAUGGACAGCAGGAUACCUUGUCCAUUAUGUUAAUUGGUUAACUUCUGUACACUGCAGAAGCAAUGUAAUUGGUAAACCUUUUCCUAGUUGUGAUAUAGUUUCCUGCAGUAGUUAAAGGAAAACAAAAUUACAUUUACCCUUAAAUAAAUCAAAAAGCACUUCAAGUAGACAUAAAGGAGCCAAUUGCCUAAGUAGGAACAUGGUAGCAACAAUAGAUAGUUGUUAAACUAAGUUGCUAUAUUGUGUUACAUUUAUUAAUAGUUUAUAAUUAUUUUCCAUUAUUAUUAUUAUUAUGUUUUUAUUCCACCAGUGUGGGUGAAUGGUUAAAUCAACUGUAAAUGUUGACCACUAUUCAAAACUCAAAAGUAAAUUGUUGGUACAUUCAGUGAUGCUGCAGUAACUGUCCUGUACGUUUAUGUGGGCAUGGCUGAAGUUAACCAUUAUUAUAUGUGUAUCAGUAGUACUAAAUGCUGACGUGGUUCCUUUGUCCUGUACUCAAAAUGUGCAUCUUUUAAUUGUGUUUAUAUUAUUUUUGCAUUCUUUGAAAGUGCAGCACUUUGACACUCUACAUUUUGGUGAUCUUAAAUUCGUGUUCCCAUCACUGCCGUUACCUAUUUCAAGGACAGUAAAGCUGAGCCUUCAGUGUCCCUGUUGCGGUCACCUGCUUGUAAAUACUGUAUAGUCUGAAUGAUUUGGAAAUAUUGUUAAUCUGUUGAGCAAAAGAUAUUGGAUGGAAUUUUUGAUAGUAUGAUUGCCAGUAAAUUGGAAUUUUUUUUUUGUUUGUAUCCUUGUUUUUCACCAGCAUGGCCCCAUAACAGGAGAAUAUUGUAAAACAUAGCAAAAUGAAAACCACACUGCAAAGCUCUGGCUGUGGUUUAUUUUAUUUAUCCUGUUGUGGAGUUUGUCAGUCUAUCUCCGUGUGGGUGUGUGAGUGUGCGUCUGCUCGUGCGUGAGUGUGUGUGUGUCUGUAUAUAAAUAGGGAAAAGUUCACAUAUUCUAUUUUCAUGCUCAUGAUGGUCACAAGAGGCAAGUAGCAUUGUAUAAAGUUUGAUAAAAAUAAUACUGCAGUUGAUAAUCUGUGUGGAAAUUAUAAAUAAAGCUCUUUACCAUUAUUUACUGCAAACUGUGUUUCUGUAGAAAUUUUUUUUUAACAAAGUGGUGGAUGCAUGGAACAUCCUUCCAGGGGUGGUGGUAGACACAGAUACAUUGGAGGCAUUUAAGAAACUUUUAGAUUGAUCUUAAAGUAGGUUAAACAGGUCAGCACAGCAUUGUGAGCAGAAUACAAUAUAAAUAAAAUAGUGACCAAGGUUGCUAUUUUAAAUUUCUUUGAAU